Cooperia oncophora is the source of this 900-nucleotide messenger RNA. Lineage: Eukaryota; Metazoa; Nematoda; Chromadorea; Rhabditida; Trichostrongylidae. The record is from the annotation of a GenBank genome assembly.
AUGACCACUGCCGGCUAUGUGGGAGCUGGCAUCUGCCUAUUCGGUGUGAUGUGCGCUUUGAUCAGCGUUGGUCAGAUCGCCAACGACAUCGCCUCCCUUCGCGAUGAAGUCAACGUUGGUCUGGAAGAAUUCCGUCUGAUCGCUGAGGACACCUGGGAUCGCCUUCUCAUCCUGCAAAGUCCUACUGGCCAUUCCGUUAAUGCCAUGCCGAGCAUCUUCCGUGCCAAACGUUACGUCUAUCCUGGACACUGUAAUUGCCAGGAGAACAAUCAGGGAUGCCCACCGGGACCUGCUGGACCUCCAGGACCACCUGGUCCACGAGGAGAAGAGGGUCUCGCUGGUGUUGAUGGAAGAGCUGGAGCCAAUGGAAAUUCACUUGGUGUUAUUCACGAUGAACCUGGUGGUUGCAUCAAAUGCCCGGCUGGACCUCGUGGACAGCCAGGAGAACCUGGACUAGAGGGGCAGAGGGGCUUCCCCGGUGCACCUGGCAAGAUUGGACCACCUGGAGGCGACGGAACCCCAGGACCUGCUGGAGAGCCUGGAGAUCAGGGACUACCAGGCAAACCUGGAUUUGAUGGAACCACUGGACCAGAUGGUAUGCCUGGUACUACGUCGUUCCCCGGAGCUCCUGGACAGCCCGGUGAACCGGGAUGGGCUGGAGAAAUGGGUCCACCCGGAAAGGCUGGUGAGCCUGGUCUCGAUGGAAAUCCUGGAUCACCUGGAACUCCUGGACUUCCCGGAAAUGCUGGUCAUGACGCCUUCCCAGGAAUGCCUGGACCCAGUGGACCCGACGGAAAGGUUGGAGAGGACGCGAACUACUGCAACUGCCCACAACGUCGGGAGUCGGCUGAUGUGGUUACACCACCUCGUGGUGGGGGUUACCGCAACCGUCGUCUCUAA